GGAGCCGCGACACCUUUCCUUCUUGUACGCGCUUGCUUCCGGCUGGCUGCUCUGCUCUCGGGGAGAAGACCAUAGAGUGGUCCUAGCGCAUGCGCGGGCAGUCUUUCUGACUCAGCGCCGAGCUUUUGCGGCUGCUCCGCGUGGGGCUGCGAAGCCGCGAUGUCGCGGGGAUGGGCGCCGAUGGCAUUGUGGUGGGUCCUGUGGGACUCUUGCCUCUGGGACGUGGCGCGGGGCUCCGAGGAUAUCGUGGUAGGCUGCGGGGGCUUCGUCAAGUCCGACGUGGAGAUCAACUAUUCCCUUAUCGAGAUUAAAUUGUAUACCAAGCAUGGGACCUUGAAAUACCAAACAGACUGUGCUCCAAAUAAUGGUUACUUCAUGAUUCCUCUCUAUGAUAAGGGGGAUUUUGUCCUUAAGAUUGAGCCUCCCCCAGGGUGGAGCUUCGAGCCUACAAGCGUAGACAUCCAUGUGGAUGGCAUCAACGAUAUUUGCACUAAAGGAGGAGAUACCAAUUUUGUGUUUACGGGCUUCUCUGUCAAUGGGAAGGUUCUCAGCAAAGGUCAGAUGUUGGGUCCUGCGGGCGUUCUUGUUGCAUUGAGGAAUCCUGGGUCAGAGGUGAACAUACAAGCCACGGCUACUCAACUUGGUGGAAAGUAUGCCUUUUUCAAAGUGCUCCCCGGGGAAUAUGAAAUCUUUGCUUCCCAUCCCACGUGGACACUGAAGGAGGCCAGCACUACUGUAAGAGUGACCAACGCUAACGCUUACGCCUCCGGCUCUCUGGUUGUCGCCGGUUACAAUGUUUCAGGAUCCGUCCGGAGCGAUGGGGAGCCCAUGAAGGGCGUCAUGUUCCUCCUUUUCUCCUCGACGGUGACCAAGGAGGACAUCAUGGGCUGCAACACCUCUCCCGUUGAUGGCUUUCCAGGCAGGGAUGAUUCCCUUGCCUAUCUGUGUAAUGUCAUAUCCAAAGAGGAUGGCUCGUUUACCUUUCAGUCUUUGCCGAGUGGGAAAUACACUGUGGUACCCUUUUAUAGAGGCGAGAGAAUCACAUUUGACGUGGCGCCAUCUCGAUUGGACUUUACAGUGGAGCACGACAGUUUGAAAAUUGAGCCUGUUUUCCAUGUCAUGGGCUUCUCGGUAACAGGGAGGGUUUUGAACAGCCCUGGAGGUGAAGGCAUUUCAGAUGCUACUGUGAUGCUGAACAGCCAGAUUAAAGUUACCACGAAGUCUGAUGGUUCUUUUCGCCUUGAAAAUAUAACCACCGGCACAUACACCAUUCAAGCCCAGAAGGAGCAUCUUUUCUUUGAUACCAUCAUGGUGAAAAUUGCCCCCAACACUCCCCAGCUGGCUGACAUAAUCGCAACAGAGUUCAGCGUCUGCGGACGGAUACUGGUAACCCGCUUUCCCGACUCUAUCAAGCAGAUCAACAAAUACAAGGUGACGAUGUUGCCACAAGACAAGGACAAAACGUUGAUGGCUACCGCGGAAACUGACACUCGUGGGGUUUUCUGCUUCAAGGCAAAAUCGGGGGCAUAUGUCAUCCAGGUAAUGGUUCCUGAGGCAGAAGCCAGAGCAGGCCUUGCUUUGAAGCCCAAAACGUUCUCUGUGACCGUUGCCUCCAAGCCAGUGCUGGAUGUCACCUUUUCCCAAUUCUUGGCCUCCAUUUCAGGGAAAGUCACCUGCUUGGACGCUUGCGGCGAGCUGUCAGUGACUCUUCAGUCAGUGAACCGGCAGGGAGAGAAGCGCAGCCUCCAGCUUGCGGUGAAGUCUAACUUGGCGACUUUCUUGUUCGAAAACGUUCUUCCGGGCAAAUAUAAAAUGAGCAUCAUCCGUGAAGACUGGUGCUGGAAGAAUAAAUCCUUGGAGCUUGAGGUUUUGGAAGAAGAUGCAUCGGGGAUUGAGUUCCGCCAGACUGGAUAUAUGCUCCGCUGUUCCCUUUCCCAUGCAAUUACUUUGGAGUUUUAUCAGGAUGGAAAUGGACCAGAGAAUGUUGGCAUUUACAACCUGUCCAAAGGAGUGAACAGGUUCUGUCUCUCCAAGCCAGGUGUGUAUGAAGUAACACCCCGUUCCUGUCACCGUUUUGAACACGAAUACUACACCUAUGAUACGUCUGCUCCAAGUAUCCUCACACUGACUGCAAUUCGGCACCAUGUCCUUGGAACUAUUACAGCAGAUAAAUUGAUGGAUGUGAUGGUUACCAUUAAGUCUUCAAUUGACAGUGAACCCGACCUGGUGCUCGGCCCGCUGAAAUCUCAGCAGGAGCUGCGCCGGGAGCAGCAGCUGGCCGAAAUAGAGGCCCGCAGGCAGGAGAGGGAAAAGAAAGGCCCCGAAGAGGAAGGGUCCGAGCCGCCGGUGCAGGAAAUGGUGGAGGAACUACAAGGGCCGUUCCACUACGAGUUUUCCUAUUGGGCAAGGUCUGGGGAGAAAAUAACGGUGACGCCGUCCUCAAAAGAGCUCCUUUUCUAUCCGCCUUCAAUAGAAACGGUUGUCAGCGGAGAGAGCUGCCCCGGAAAGCUGUUAGAAAUACAUGGAAAAGCAGGUUUGUUUCUGGAAGGACAGAUUCAUCCCGAAUUGGAGGGUGUGGAGAUCGUCAUUAGUGAAAAAGGAGCGCUGUCCCCCCUCAUCACUGUUUUCACAGACGACAAAGGUUCUUACAGCGUGGGGCCACUUCACAGCGACCUGGAGUACGCCAUUACGGCUCAGAAAGAAGGAUUUGUGUUGAGUGCCGUGGAAGGGACUGUCGGGGACUUCAAAGCGUUCGCUCUCGCCGGAGUCACUUUUGAGAUUAAAGCAGAAGAUGAAUAUCCCCUUGCGGGAGUCCUCCUUUCCCUCAGUGGAGGUGUGUUCCGCUCAAACCUCCUGACUCAAGACAAUGGAAUGCUGACUUUUCCCAACUUGAGCCCAGGGCAGUACUACUUCAAGCCCAUGAUGAAAGAAUUCCGCUUUGAGCCUUCGUCGCAAAUGAUCGAAGUCCAAGAAGGACAGAAUCUGAAAAUCACCAUUGUUGGUUACAGGACGGCCUACAGCUGUUAUGGAACCGUUUCUUCUUUAAACGGGGAACCCGAACAAGGGGUUUCAGUGGAAGCUGUCGGGCAGGGAGGGUGCAGCAUGUAUGGAGAAGACACGGUGACCGACGAGGAGGGCAAGUUCAGACUGCGUGGGCUGCUGCCGACUUGCGUGUAUCACAUCCAGCUGAAAGCGGAAGGCAACGAUCAUAUUGAAAGAGCCCUUCCACAGCACUUUGCAAUCGAGGUUGGCAGCAGUGACAUUGAGGACGUGAAUAUUAUCGCUUUCCGCCAAAUUAACCAAUUUGAUCUAAGCGGAAACGUGAUCACUUCCUCGGAGCAUCUUCCUACCUUAUGGGUGAAGCUCUACAAAAGCGAGAACCUCGAUAAUCCAGUGCACACUGUCUCAUUGGGCCAGUCCUUAUUCUUCCACUUUCCACCACUGCUCCGGGACAGAGAGAAUUAUGUAGUGCUUUUGGACUCGACGCUCUCCAGAUCACAGUAUGAUUACACCUUGCCUCAAGUUUCGUUUUCCACCCUCGGGUACCAUAAACACAUCACGUUGGUUUUCAGUCCUACGAGAAAGGUGCCUGAGCAGGACAUCGCACAAGGAUCUUACAUCGCCUUGCCAUUGACACUGCUGCUUCUGUUGGCUGGUUACAACCACGAUAAGUUGAUCCCCCUGCUGCUCCAGCUAACCAGCCAUCUCCAGGGGGUGCGGACACUUGGGCAGGCAGGUUCUGAUACAGGUAGCCUUGAAGACAUGAAGAGGCAAGCCAAGAAGCAGAAGAUGAGGCGGACGUGAGGCGACAAGAGCUCUUUUCAAUUUAGAGUCAUGGGGUUUUCAGGUGGCGUAGCUGCUAAAUGGGACUGAAUCCUGGGACCUGAUGAAGAUGUUAGUUGGCAUUCGAGUUGCAUCACAGAUGUAAAUUUUACAUGAUAUCUGCAGAAGAUCACAGUUCUUUUUUUAAAAAAACACAAAAAUGAACCAACAAGCUCUGGUCACAGAGAACAUCUUCCAUUACUAGAAAGGCGGUUUGGGGAUAACUUCUUGUCGGAGAAAAUAAGUUAUUACAGUUAUGUUAUUUUCUAGGCUUUGCAAGAACAAUGGCCAUUAAAAGCUGAUUUUGCAUCCCA
Molecule: messenger RNA, 4136 nt
Organism: Rhineura floridana
Lineage: Eukaryota; Metazoa; Chordata; Lepidosauria; Squamata; Rhineuridae
Gene: NOMO2
Product: NODAL modulator 2
Exons: 31
Coding region: 160-3804 (1214 amino acids)
Cellular component (GO): endoplasmic reticulum membrane
Molecular function (GO): carbohydrate binding
Source: RefSeq, a predicted model, not a curated record